UCUAGAGAGAUCCCCAUUGAAAAACUACGACUGCCUGUGAUAAUGUGUGCUGUACUCGCAAAAGAAUGUGGUGAUCGGAGGUAAAUUUUCUUGGAAGCUGGACUGGGAUAAUUUAGCCGAUUUUCGGCUCUCCCAACAUGGAGGAGACAAAAAUCAUUUACCACAUAGAUGAUGAGGACACCCCGUACCUUGUGAAAUUACCAAUUCCUGCGGACCAAGUGACUUUAGGCGAUUUCAAGAAUGUUCUCAACCGGCCAAACUACAAAUUCUUCUUCAAAUCUAUGGACGAUGAUUUCGGUGUUGUCAAAGAAGAAAUAGUAGAAGAUGAGGCGAAACUGCCCUGCUUCAAUGGCCGUGUGGUGUCCUGGCUCGUGCCCGCCGAUGGCAGCACAGGAGCGCCCUCGGACACAGCAUCGCAAAGCCACAGUGAAGCGCCCACGGACAUGCAGCCUCCCAUGGAACGGACGGGCGGCAUCGGCGAUUCACGACCACCUUCUUUCCAUGCAAACCCACCAGGAAGCACCGACAAACUGAGUGACACAGAAACGGAAUCUGUUAUCAGCUCAAGAAGAGGGAGACACCAAAGUUCAAGGAGGGACAGACAUCAUAAUGAUUUUUCUCGUCCAAAGAGGGACCACCACCGAAGCGGUCAUGGAUACGAAAGCUCGUCAACGUUAAUGAGCAGCGACAUAGAGUCCACCAGUUACUUCGAUUCCACGGACGAUGACAGCAGAUUUAGUAGUGCAACAGAGCGCAGCAGCUCCUCGCGAUUAAUGCGCAGUAAACACAGGAAACGACGGCGGAGACCGCGCAUGCCUCAAGUCCAGCGUGCCUCUUCUUUUAGCAGUAUAACAGACUCUACGAUGUCGCUCAACAUUAUCACAGUAACCUUAAAUUUGGACAAAAUUAACUUCUUGGGUAUAAGCAUUGUCGGUCAGAGCAACAAAGGCGGAGACGGCGGAAUCUACGUGGGCUCAAUCAUGAAAGGAGGUGCGGUUGCGGCAGAUGGCCGAAUCGAACCGGGCGACAUGAUUCUCCAGGUCAACGAGGUCAGCUUUGAGAACAUGAGCAACGACGAUGCUGUCAGGGUACUGAGGGACGCCGUGCACCAGCCAGGGCCAAUCAAACUAGUAGUAGCCAAAUGCUGGGAUCCUUCACCCAAGGGCUACUUCACCAUCCCAAGGAGUGAGCCCGUGCGGCCAAUUGAUCCCGGGGCAUGGGUGGCCCACACCAACGCCAUGAAAGUGGCCGCGUACCACGGUCAAGCGGGACCAGUCAGUCCCUCCAUGACCUCCAUGACCUCCGGCAGCUCUUCACUAACCAGCUCAAUCCCAGAGUCCGAAAGAUUCGAGGACUUCGGCCCGCUCACCAUCAACUCGGACCUCAUCACAAUCGUGCGAGCCAUGGCGGCGCCGGACUCGGGGCUGGACAUCCGAGACCGCAUGUGGCUCAAAAUCACCAUUCCAAACGCUUUCCUAGGUUCUGAUGUUGUGGAAUGGCUGUACAGUCGUUUGGAAGGCUUCUCCGAUCGGCGAGACGCCAGGAAGUACGCCUGCAACCUCCUCAAGGCGGGUUACAUCCGGCACACCGUCAACAAGAUCACCUUCUCUGAGCAGUGCUACUAUGUCUUUGGCGACCUGUGUGGAAGUGAGUGCACCACAGGGGUNNNNGAUGACCCUCCCGAAGUGGACAAGGACACCCUGGCGCCCCUCCCACAGCACUGGAUACCGCCUGGUCAGCUGCCGCCCAACAUCCCCACAGCCCCGCCCCUCGCCUACCAGCCUAUGGGCUACUCUCAGUUUGACACGGCCAGCUACACCAGCUUUGGGAACGGGAGCGUGGGUAGUGCCGGCAGUGGAGGAAGCAGUGGUUCAGGCCACAGCCAAGACCACAAGGAGCGGAAGGGCCGAAGUAAAGGUAGCUCUGGCAGCGAAUCGGACGCCACGUCGAUUAUCAGCCGGUCGACAGCACGGGGCGACUUGCCAAUGCGUGGAGAGGGGUCCCUGCGAGGCGACACACCCCCCAUGUCCGUCAACUCCAUGCCCCUGGGCGGGGCAAUUGCCCCGCCGAUGGGCCAGAUGACAGGUAUCGGGCCGGUAGCGGGACCCAGCCCGACCCCCGCCCUGGCCGGCAGCGCCGUGGGCCCCCUGCUGCCCCCCAUGAGCCAGGCUGUGCCCCCGAUGGGCCUGGGGCCCGUCCAGCACACAGUGCCCAUGCCCAGGCCGCUGGGCACGAUGCCGGAGGACUUAUCAGGCAGUAGGCAGUCCUUCCGGAUGGCCAUGGGUAAUCCCUGUGAAUUCUUUGUGGAUGUCAUGUGAAGG
Molecule: messenger RNA, 2321 nt
Organism: Acanthaster planci (crown-of-thorns starfish)
Lineage: Eukaryota; Metazoa; Echinodermata; Asteroidea; Valvatida; Acanthasteridae
Product: segment polarity protein dishevelled homolog DVL-3-like
Biological process (GO): canonical Wnt signaling pathway; intracellular signal transduction
Cellular component (GO): cytosol
Molecular function (GO): frizzled binding
Source: RefSeq, a predicted model, not a curated record